AUGAAGUUCCUCAAGGUUGGCCGUGUUGCCAUCAUCACCCGUGGCAGGUAUGCCGGCAAGAAGGUGGUCAUCAUCCAGCCCCUCGACAACGGCAACAAGCCUCACCCCUUCGGCCACGCCGUCGUUGCUGGCAUCGAGCGCUACCCCGAGAAGAUCACCCGCCGCAUGUCCAAGGCCCGCCAGGAGAAGCGCUCGAAAAUCAAGCCCUUCAUCAAGGUCAUCAACUACAACCACUUGAUGCCCACCCGCUACACCCUCGAGCUCGAGGGCCUCAAGGGCACCAUCUCGGCCGACACCUUCAAGGAGGUCAGCCAGCGUGAGGAUGCCAAGAAGACCGUCAAGAAGGUGCUUGAGGAGCGUUACACUUCCGGGAAGAACAGGUGGUUCUUCACCCCUCUGCGCUUUUAA
Messenger RNA from Emericellopsis cladophorae, 408 nucleotides. Its product is annotated as 60S ribosomal protein L27-A-like protein. Gene Ontology annotation, biological process: translation. The coding region runs from base 1 to 408 and encodes 135 amino acids. Gene Ontology annotation, cellular component: ribosome; cytosolic large ribosomal subunit. The record is from RefSeq and is a predicted model, not a curated record. The transcript has 3 exons. NCBI's taxonomy places the organism in Eukaryota, Fungi, Ascomycota, Sordariomycetes, Hypocreales, Bionectriaceae. Gene Ontology annotation, molecular function: structural constituent of ribosome.